UGUUCGACCAACCUAACUUGACCUGACAAAUCUCAUACGGCGUCGUUGUCAGCCGAUGUGUAUGCUAGCAUUAUUUUGACCCGAGAGCGAGAGACAAGUCCACCAGUCCACAGCUGAUAGCGCGUCGCGUACGUCGCAGUAGGUGAUAGUGCAUUAUAACGUUACAACGAACAUGAAUCUAACACCUAAAAGAUCGUACAAGGAGAGACGUACGUUCGAGCAGCGAUGGAUCAGUGCAGAAGAAAUUAGAUCUCUGCAUCCCAAUAAAAUUCCUAUCAUUGUGGAACGCUAUAAAUUAGAAAAUCAACUGCCACUUCUGGAUAAAAGCAAAUAUCUGGUCCCAGAUUUUCUAACUGUGGCAGAAUUUUGCAAAAUAAUCAGACGUCGACUGCAGCUGAAUCCAACGCAAGCAAUUUUCUUACUAGUAAAUCAGAAAAGUAUAGUGAGCGGAAGCUUGACCAUGGCUGAAUUGUAUCAAAACGAAAAAGAUCCAGAUGGUUUUCUUUACAUUGUGUUUGCCAGCCAGGAUGUAUUUGGUGAUCAUUAACCUCAGAAGCAAGACAACUUUAAACCAAGUAAAAACAAAAUACCUCCUUGGCACUUAAAAAUACUUUGACAGAUGUUUAUGUGAAAUUUUGUGGGGAUUUUAGAUCUGCUAGCAACUUUAUCUGCCUUUAAUUGAAUGUGCAGAAUCUUUGUGAUCAACUGAUGGUACCUGCUGGAAUAAUUAACAGAACAAUCAUAUUUGGAACCUAUAUAUAAAAUCAUUACGGUGCUUUCUACACACUUUUGACACAGAUAAAUUACAUUUGAUAUAUAAAUUAGCAUAGUAUCUGCUUAGUUUAUUACUAGUAAUGACAAUUUCUAUUAUUAAUUUUAGCAGCAAUAGGCUAUAUAAAUGAUAAUAAGCUAUGGGUAAAGAUAUAUAAUGUGGAUUUCUUUUUUUUUAUGAUAGUAAUGAGGAGAGGUUUAUGGGAGAUUUCUUUUUUCUUCCGUUUUUUCCCGUAUGUAUCCACACUUUCGUCUUCGUAAAAACAAAUUUGUAAUUAUAAUAAGUUUCAAAUAUGGUUUUUGUUCAACCUGAUUAUUCUUUUACGAAUAAUUUAUAUAUAGUAGGCCAGUCUCUCUUAGUUUACCAAUUUAUGUAAAAUUUACAUAAUUAUUGCAAUAGCUUUUGUAUAUAGUGUUUUUUGCCAUCAUACAUCUAAAUAUGAGAUCAAAAUCAAAAUGGAUGUAAUACUAGUUUAAGAGAAUUCACAUUUUUUAAAGAUUCCAUUAAUAUUUCUGAUUAACAUACUUUUAUGUACUUUUGAUGAUAUAGUUUCCUCAAGGACUAUUAAUGAAAAUAUCUUUCUAUGAUAAAAUUUUUAAGUAUUAUUUUUAUUACAAAAUACACACUAAGACAUUAACAAAAGUGUUCAUGUACAUAAUAUGCAGUAUGAAAUGUACGGUGAUAUGUGUUAAAUUCUCGUGAAAUUAUAUUAAGUUUUACACACAAGAUAUAUAAAAUUGAUCUCUAUCGAGAUCAUGAUAACAAAGGUAGUUAGAUACUAUUUUAACUAGGAAAAAUUCUUCAGUGUAAUGUGUUUUAAGAUAAUCUGACAUAAAGUCUCUCUUCUGUAGAAUACUUUUGCAAUAAGCCAUCAAAAGCGCGCAAAAAUUUAUUACUAAGGAAUUAAGCAAAAAAAUCAGAAUGAAUGCAAGUAUGUUUCUGAAACUUUUUAAAUAUUGGAUAAAAAUAGUUAAAUAUUUGUACACCUGAUAUAUAGUAUUUUUGAGCUUUAAUUCUGCAUUAUAGCUGAUUGCCCCAAUCCAUAUAAUACAUUGUUCUAUGUAUCUAUUUAAUGUAUUAUGUUCUAUUUAAAGCCACGUUUUUCUUUGUGUAAAUAAUUACUAAUACACUUAUGUGUUAUAUUGUAUAAUCAGAUGCAAUUUUAAGUACAUAUAAGAGCAUAUUUCUAAUAAUAGUGCAAUUUUUUUCUAACACUGGUACAAAAUACUUAGUAGCUUUUAUGCAGAUUGAUUUUACUUUAUAGGUGAUUGGCAUGUAUCAUAAUUUUACAUUAGUAUUACGCAACUCUGACAUACAGUCAUUGUACAAUGGAAAGUAGGAUAUUUAACAGGAUAUAUAACAGGAAUCGAAAUAUAUCCUAAAACGUUUUAAUUGCACCUUCUUAAGCUUUCUACGCUUAAAAUGAAAUAGGUAUAUAUCUGAGCUUUGGAGAGAGAAAAGAGACAAGGAACAAAGUGUAGAAAGUGCAAUUGAAACAAACAUACCUACAAUUAAAUUAAAAACAGUAGUGAUACUAGCAGUAGUCAUAUUACAUGUAGUGGUAAAGCUUUCGUAAUAUACAGAGAGAAAGUUGUAUGUUCCCCCUUUCCCCACACAUUGUGCGACAUAUUUGCAAUAAACUAAUCUUUUUCAUA
Messenger RNA from Formica exsecta, 2427 nucleotides. RefSeq names its product microtubule-associated proteins 1A/1B light chain 3A-like. Lineage: Eukaryota; Metazoa; Arthropoda; Insecta; Hymenoptera; Formicidae. The transcript is spliced from 4 exons. Bases 173 to 547 code for a protein of 124 amino acids. Gene Ontology annotation, molecular function: ubiquitin protein ligase binding. Gene Ontology annotation, cellular component: cytosol; autophagosome; autophagosome membrane. Gene Ontology annotation, biological process: autophagy of mitochondrion; autophagosome assembly; macroautophagy. The record is from RefSeq and is a predicted model, not a curated record.